GCACGGCGGUAUAUCAUCUACGAAGAGUCGUGGAAACACCACGCUCAAGCGCGUGCCAUCCUUGGAAACCUCAUCGGACCGAAUGGCGAGCAGCUCACUUCCACCGACCCCUAUAGCACAACUGUGUUCGUUGGUGGGUUGUCGCCUUUGGUUUCUGAAGAGACCUUGCGGGCGUUCUUCACUCCGGUCGGCGUUCUUCACUACGUGAAGGUGCCCGUUGGAAAACAUUGCGGCUUUGUUCAA
Molecule: messenger RNA, 243 nt
Organism: Suillus clintonianus
Lineage: Eukaryota; Fungi; Basidiomycota; Agaricomycetes; Boletales; Suillaceae
Exons: 2
Molecular function (GO): RNA binding
Source: RefSeq, a predicted model, not a curated record